Messenger RNA from Acipenser ruthenus (sterlet), 7980 nucleotides. RefSeq names its product myosin-10. The coding region runs from base 177 to 6155 and encodes 1992 amino acids. Gene Ontology annotation, molecular function: ATP binding; actin filament binding; cytoskeletal motor activity. Lineage: Eukaryota; Metazoa; Chordata; Actinopteri; Acipenseriformes; Acipenseridae. The record is from RefSeq and is a predicted model, not a curated record. Gene Ontology annotation, cellular component: myosin complex. The transcript has 43 exons.
AGUUUCUUCUGCAGCGACCGCGAGAGAAGCACUGCAGAUUGGAAUUGCAUAGAACCUGCUCAAUAAAACAUAGCAUUGCGAAGGAGUACCGUUUAUCGUUUUACAAGUCGUUGUUAUUUUUGUUUUUCGGACUGAGCCAGGGGAGCUGUUUAUUUUUUUUUCUUCCAUAGCUGAAGAUGGCACAGAGGAGUGGGCAGGAGGACCCGGAGCGGUACCUGUUUGUGGACCGGGCAGUGGUGUACAACCCGGCCACGCAGGCCGACUGGACCGCCAAGAAGCUGGUGUGGAUCCCGUCGGAGCGGCAUGGCUUCGAGGCGGCCAGCAUCCUCGAGGAGCGCGGGGACGAGGUGGUGGUGGAGCUGGCGGAGAACGGCAAGAAGACCAUGGUUAACAAGGACGACGUCCAGAAGAUGAACCCACCCAAGUUCAGCAAGGUGGAAGACAUGGCCGAGCUGACCUGCCUGAACGAGGCCUCUGUGCUGCACAACCUGAAGGACCGUUACUACUCCGGGCUCAUAUACACUUACUCUGGACUUUUCUGUGUGGUGAUAAAUCCCUACAAGAACCUUCCAAUUUACUCCGAGAACAUCAUUGAAAUGUACAGGGGGAAGAAGCGCCAUGAGAUGCCACCACACAUCUACGCUAUCUCUGAAUCAGCCUACAGGUGCAUGCUUCAAGAUCGUGAGGACCAAUCAAUUCUUUGCACAGGGGAAUCUGGUGCUGGAAAGACAGAGAACACCAAAAAAGUCAUUCAGUACCUGGCUCAUGUUGCCUCCUCCCACAAAGGAAGAAAAGACCACAGCAUUCCUCCCGAAACUCCUAAGCCAGUGAAACUACAGAGUGGAUCCCUGUUGUAUGGCGAAUUAGAACGUCAGCUGCUGCAAGCCAACCCCAUUCUGGAGUCCUUCGGGAACGGCAAGACUGUAAAGAAUGACAACUCUUCACGUUUCGGCAAGUUCAUCAGAAUUAACUUCGACGUCACUGGUUACAUAGUCGGGGCCAACAUUGAGACCUACCUGCUGGAGAAGUCCCGCGCCAUUCGCCAGGCCAAAGAUGAGAGAACCUUCCACAUCUUCUACCAGCUGCUCGCUGGGGCCGGUGAACACCUGAAAUCUGACCUGCUGCUGGAAGGGUUUAACAAUUACCGCUUCCUGUCCAACGGAAACAUCCCCAUCCCGGGACAGCAGGACAAAGACAACUUCCAGGAGACCAUGGAUGCCAUGAACAUCAUGAGCUUCAACCACGACGAGAUCCUGGCUAUGCUGAAGGUGGUGUCUUCUGUACUGCAGUUCGGUAACAUUGUCUUCAAGAAGGAAAGGAACACAGACCAGGCCUCCAUGCCUGAGAACACAGCUGCCCAGAAGCUGUGUCACCUGCUGGGAUUGAAUGUCAUGGAGUUCACCCGAGCUAUUCUGUCCCCACGUAUCAAAGUCGGACGAGACUACGUACAGAAAGCACAGACGAAAGAGCAGGCUGACUUCGCAGUGGAGGCUCUGGCGAAGGCCACCUACGAGCGUCUGUUCCGCUGGCUGGUUCACCGCAUCAACAAGGCCCUGGACAGGACCAAGCGGCAGGGAGCCUCCUUCAUUGGCAUCCUGGAUAUCGCCGGCUUUGAGAUCUUCGAGCUCAACUCCUUCGAGCAGCUCUGCAUCAACUACACCAACGAGAAGCUGCAGCAGCUCUUCAACCACACCAUGUUCGUCCUGGAGCAGGAGGAGUACCAGCGAGAGGGCAUCGAGUGGAACUUCAUCGACUUCGGGCUGGACCUGCAGCCCUGCAUCGACCUGAUUGAGAGACCGGCACACCCUCCUGGCGUGCUGGCUCUGCUGGAUGAGGAGUGCUGGUUCCCCAAAGCCACCGAUAAAACCUUUGUAGAGAAACUGGUCCAGGAGCAGGGCACUCACUCCAAAUUCCAGAAACCUAGACAGCUGAAAGACAAGGCGGACUUCUGCAUCAUGCACUACGCUGGCAGGGUGGAUUACAAAGCCGAUGAAUGGCUGUUGAAGAACAUGGAUCCUCUUAACGACAAUGUAGCCACACUCCUACACCAGUCCUCGGACAAGUUUGUUGCAGAACUGUGGAAGGAUGUGGACCGCAUUGUCGGUUUGGACCAGGUGGCGGGCAUGAACGAGACGGCUUUCGGCUCUUCCUACAAGACCAAGAAGGGGAUGUUCCGCACAGUGGGGCAGCUGUACAAGGAGUCUCUCACCAAGCUUAUGGCUACACUCCGCAACACCAACCCCAACUUCGUCAGGUGCAUCAUUCCUAACCACGAGAAGAGGGCUGGAAAGCUGGACCCUCACCUUGUACUCGACCAGCUGCGCUGUAACGGGGUGUUGGAAGGAAUCCGAAUCUGUCGCCAAGGAUUCCCCAACAGGAUCAUCUUUCAGGAGUUCAGGCAGAGAUAUGAGAUUCUCACUCCUAACGCCAUUCCUAAAGGUUUCAUGGAUGGCAAGCAGGCCUGUGAACGAAUGAUCCGCGCCCUGGAGCUGGACCUGAACCUGUUCCGGAUCGGACAGAGUAAGAUCUUCUUCCGGGCCGGAGUCCUGGCCCACUUGGAGGAGGAGCGGGACCUCAAGAUCACUGACAUCAUCAUCUACUUUCAGGCAGUCUGCAGGGGAUUCCUGGCCAGGAAGGCCUUCGCUAAGAAGCAGCAGCAGCUUAGCGCUCUGAAGGUGCUGCAGAGGAACUGUGCUGCUUACCUCAAACUGCGCCACUGGCAGUGGUGGAGACUCUUCACCAAGGUGAAGCCACUGCUCCAGGUGACCCGCCAGGAAGAGGAGAUGCUGGCCAAGGAUGAGGAGCUUAUCAAGGUGAAGGAGAAGCAAAGCAAGGUGGAGGGCGAGAUGGUGGAGAUGGAGAGGAAACACCAACAGCUGCUGGAGGAGAAGAACAUCCUGGCGGAGCAGCUGCAGGCAGAGACGGAGCUGUUUGCGGAGGCGGAGGAGAUGCGGGCGCGCCUGGCAGCCAAGAAGCAAGAGCUGGAGGAGAUCCUGCACGACCUGGAGUCCCGGGUGGAGGAGGAAGAGGAGCGCAACCAGGGUCUGCAGAACGAGAAGAAGAAGAUGCAGACUCACAUCCAAGACCUGGAGGAGCAGCUUGACGAGGAGGAAGCAGCCAGGCAGAAGCUGCAGCUGGAGAAGGUGACGGCCGAGGCCAAAAUCAAGAAGAUGGAGGAGGACAUUCUCCUGCUGGAGGACCAAAAUUCCAAGUUCAUAAAGGAGAAGAAGCUGCAGGAGGACCGCGUGGCUGAGAUUACCUCUCAUCUGGCAGAGGAGGAAGAGAAAGCCAAGAACCUGACCAAGCUGAAGAACAAGCAGGAGAUGAUGAUCGUAGAUUUGGAAGAGCGGCUAAAGAAGGAGGAGAAGAACAGGCAGGAGCUGGACAAGGCCAAGCGCAAGCUGGACGGGGAGACGACGGAUCUGCAGGACCAGAUUGCAGAGCUGCAGGCGCAGAUAGAGGAGCUGAAGCUGCAACUGGCCAAGAAAGAAGAGGAGCUGCAGGCUGCCCUGGCCAGAGGUGAUGAGGAGGUGGCCUAUAAGAACAACACCCUGAAGCAGGUGCGGGAGCUGCAGGCCCAGAUUGCUGAGCUGCAGGAGGAUCUGGAGUCGGAGAAAGCCUCCCGCAACAAGGCAGAGAAGCUCAAGAGAGACCUGAGCGAGGAGCUGGAGGCACUCAAGACUGAGCUGGAGGACACCCUGGACACUACCGCAGCCCAGCAGGAACUCAGGACCAAGCGAGAGCAGGAGGUGACCGAGCUGAAGAAGGCCAUUGAGGAAGAAACGAGGAACCACGAAGCUCAGAUUCAGGAGAUGAGGCAGAGACACGCCGCAGCCCUGGAAGAUGUCUGCGAGCAGCUGGAGCAGGCUAAGAGGUUCAAGGCGAACCUGGAGAAGAACAAGCAGACCCUGGAGAGUGAUAACAAGGAGAUGUCGGUGGAGGUGAAGGGGCUGCAGCAGGCCAAGGCAGAGUCUGAGCACAAGAGGAAGAAGCUGGAGGGGCAGGUGCAGGAGUUCACAGCCAGGAUCACCGAGGGGGAGAAAGCCAGGAACGAGCUGGCUGAGAAGACGCACAAGCUGCAGAAUGAGCUGGACAAUGUCUCCACCUUACUGGAAGAGGCAGAGAGAAAGGGCAUUAAACUGGCAAAGGACUCUGCCAGUAUGGAGUCCCAGCUCCAGGAUACACAGGAGCUGCUGCAGGAGGAGACCCGUCAGAAGCUGAACCUGAGCAGCCGCAUCCGUCAGCUGGAGGAGGAGAAGAACAGCCUGCAGGAGCAGCAGGAAGAGGAGGAGGAGGCACGCAGGAACCUGGAGAAGCAGCUUGCUUCCCUGCAGGCUCAGCUGACGGAGACCAAGAAGAAGUUGGAGGAGGACGGGGGUGCCAUGGAGGGUCUGGAGGAGGUGAAGAAGAAGCUGCAGAAGGACAUGGAGAGCGUCAGCCAGAGGCUGGAGGAGAAGAGCAUGGCCUUUGACAAGAUGGAGAAGACCAAGAACCGGCUGCAGCAGGAGCUGGAAGACCUCAUGGUGGACCUGGACCACCAGCGCCAGAUCGUCUCCAACCUGGAGAAGAAGCAGAAGAAGUUCGACCAGAUGCUGGCAGAGGAGAAGAACAUCUCUGCACGCUACGCUGAGGAGCGGGACCGUGCAGAGGCCGAGGCCAGGGAGAAGGAGACCAAGGCCAUGGCUCUGACCCGCGCCCUGGACGAGGCUCUGGAGGCCAAGGAGGAGUUCGAGAGGCUCAACAAGCAGCUCCGCACGGAGAUGGAGGACCUCAUGAGCUCCAAGGACGACGUCGGGAAGAGCGUCCACGAGCUGGAGAAGUCCAAGCGCACUUUGGACCAGCAGGUGGAGGAGAUGCGCACGCAGCUGGAGGAGCUGGAGGAUGAGCUGCAGGCCACGGAGGACGCCAAGCUGAGAUUGGAGGUCAACAUGCAGGCCAUGAAGGCUCAGUUCGAGAGGGACCUGCAGGCACGCGAUGAGCAGAACGAGGAGAAGAGGAGGAUGCUGGUCAAGCAGGUGCGAGAGAUGGAGGCUGAGCUGGAGGACGAGCGCAAGCAGAGAGCCCUGGCCGUGGCUGCCAAGAAGAAGCUGGAGAUGGACCUGAAGGACAUGGAAGCUCAGAUCGAGGCAUCCAACAAGGCUCGCGACGAAGCCAUCAAGCAGCUGCGCAAACUGCAGGCACAGAUGAAGGAUUAUCAGCGAGAGCUGGAGGAGGCACGUUCCUCGAGAGAUGAGAUCUUCGCUCAGUCCAAGGAGAACGAGAAGAAACUGAAGAGCUUGGAAGCAGAAAUCCUCCAACUGCAAGAGGACCUGGCUGCCUCAGAGAGAGGGCGGCGCCAUGCUGAGCAGGAGAGAGACGAGCUGGCUGACGAGAUCUCCAACAGCGCCUCUGGAAAGUCAGCUCUGCUGGAUGAGAAGAGGAGGCUAGAGGCUCGCAUUGCCCAGCUUGAGGAGGAGCUGGAAGAGGAGCAGAGCAACAUGGAGCUGCUGAACGACCGCUUCCGCAAGACCACCAUGCAGUUGGACUCCCUGAACACAGAGCUGGCAGGCGAGCGCAGCGCGGCUCAGAAGAGUGAGAACGCGCGGCAGCAGCUGGAGCGGCAGAACAAGGAGCUGAAGGCCAAGCUGCAGGAGCUGGAGGGCUCGGUCAAGUCCAAGUUCAAGGCCACCAUCACCGCCCUGGAGACCAAGAUCGCACAGCUGGAGGAACAGCUGGAGCAGGAGGCCAAGGAGAGAGCUGCUGCCAACAAGCUAGUGCGUCGCACAGAGAAGAAACUGAAGGAGGUGUUCAUGCAGGUGGAGGAUGAGCGUCGACAUGCUGACCAGUACAAGGAACAGAUGGAGAAGGCGAACUCGCGAAUGAAGCAGCUGAAGAGGCAGCUGGAGGAGGCAGAGGAGGAGGCGACGAGGGCCAACGCCUCCCGACGCAAACUGCAGCGUGAGCUGGACGACGCGACCGAGGCGAGCGAGGGGCUGAGCCGCGAGGUCAACACGCUCAAGAACCGCCUCAGGCGGGGUGGACCCAUCACCUUCUCCACCAGCCGCUCCGGCCGACGCCAGCUCCAGAUCGAGGGCGCCUCCCUGGAUCUCUCGGACGACGACGCAGACAGCAAAGCCAGCGAGCUGAACGAGAUACAGGCCGCCCAGGCAGAAUAGAGCCCGAGCCCCGAGCCAGUCAGCAUGCAAGCACCCUGCAGUCCUCCCCUGACUCAACAUGAGGGACAUUCAACAGCUACAAACUGUCCACCAAACUGCCUUGUGCUCAAUGAGUCUGCCUUAUUUUAUACUGGCAAACUGCAAGGCUACUGAAAUCAUUGAUCAAUUGCGUCUUAAUAACCAUCUAUAGCCUUGGCGUACUGUGCUCUUGCUUAAAAAUAUAGGUACAAGUAAAGUGCAUUUUAUAUUAUAUAUAUAAUAUAAAAUUAUAUACACACAAAACAAAAGGGUUAUUCAGUGCAAGGCCAUUUUCUAGAGCAUUAACACUAAAGAACUAAGCUAAUAAGAAAUAAUCUUGUUAGAAGGUAUUCAUUCAUUCCCAGAGAAUUCUUAGCAAAGGCUGGAUCCCUGUCCUUUUUUUUUUUUUUUUUUUUUUUUAAUCAGUUUGCUUCAAAAAUAAAAUAAAAAAGAUGAUGAUGAUGAUGAUGAUGAUGAUGAUGAUUUUGUAGUCAGUGGCCCUUGGACCUGUACGGAGUCUGAAACCAUUUCUUAAUUCUGUAAGAAAAUGUAACAGCUUAAACUAGAAACACAGUAUGCAUUCUUGAUCUGUGGAUUGACUCAUGAAGCAGCAACAGUAUUUCUAAUAGAGAAAAAUGGGUGCGUUUUUAAGGUAGCAGUGUUUCUCUAGCAUUUAUCAGUCAUUUAAGCGUUAACAAUAGCAGUAUUUAAAUGAUAAUGGAGACAUGGAAGCAGCUACAUGGAAGCAGCUUUAACCACUGGUACAUGCUGCUCUCUGUAUUUAAAGAGAACCUGCACACAGCUGUAGUACUGUCUGUGUGCAAGCUGCUUGCUAUGGCAUUAUAAUACAUUUCAUACUGGUCUGCUCUUGUAAAAGCAAUGUCAGUUCAUCACUGUGUUUCACCAAGUCAUUUUUAUGGCACACAGCAGACAAAUGAAUUAAGCACUUCUUAUUUCCUUCUUACAUUAACUGAAGUUUGAAUACCUCUCACCGUCCCAUUUCUUGAACCUCUUUGUUUACUCCUUGGUGUACUACUCCAAGACUACAACGCUACAGUCGCCUCCACAAAUUAAGAUGCUUAGUACUUUAUAAUUCCAGUUCUACAUUGAAGGAAAUACACUAGUGUUACAUUACAGGUACCUUUGAACGCGAAGUUUUGAACACCUAGGGAGAAAGUUGUUUUAAAGUUAAAUAUGGAGCCAUUACAAGUCCCACCAGUGCGAGUACUGCAUAUCUGCAGUGUUAGCAAGCCAGCACCUGCAUAUCCAUCCACUUUUUAAUUUCUAGUUUCAUUUAAAAUAAAUAAAGCAUGCAAGGUUUCAAGCACUGUUCUAAUGUUAGCAUAUCAUUAAACAAAUGUUUCUUUAAAAAGUGCCUGAGACACUACUAAGAAAGAAUUACUAGUGAGAAUCUUCAUAUACAAGUAUACAUAUAUCUCUAACAUUACGACAAAUACAAAUGUGUAGGAAGUUUAAACCUGUUUUAACUGUAUUACUUCUAGCUGCGCUUCAUAUCAUAUUAUACAUGGUAUGUACCUCUCCAGUUCAAGCGGUAUUAGAGGUAUUAAAUGGAUCUGAAUCAGUGUUAGUAACUGAAAAGUUGAGCCUUCUGCCACAUGCAGGAAGUGUUGCGAUUUCAUUUGGUUAAAAGCUUUAACAUCUAUGACAUACAGUAGUUAAUUUGUUGAACUGGCUGUUGACAACCAGGCAUUCGGCUGCAGAUAUCUCCUUUUAUUUCUUGUAUACCUGUCUUUCUAGAUGACAAUGAUUUUUUUUGUAAAAGACAAUAAACAUAUUCAUUAUAAAA